This is a messenger RNA of Funneliformis caledonium, 507 nucleotides long. The record is from the annotation of a GenBank genome assembly. NCBI's taxonomy places the organism in Eukaryota, Fungi, Glomeromycota, Glomeromycetes, Glomerales, Glomeraceae.
AUAAUUUAAAAGGCAUUGUUGAUUAUAAUGGCAAAAUGUAUUUGUUCGGCGGACAAUCUAAAAAAAUUACUGUAAAUGAUAUGCUUAUUUUAGAUACAAUGAACUUGAAUUGGGAAUUAGGAAGUUCGAUUAAUGCGCCUUCUCCACGGGUAGUUUAUGGUGCAACUUUAUUAUCAAAUCAGCUAAUUCUUUACUUAGGUGGCUCUAAUAGUAAAGCACUCGCAUCAUUAAAAGAGGUCUACAUAUAUGAUACGAUUAACGAUAGUUGGAGUAUUAAAACAUCUUCGGGCACAAUUCCUUCUAAUAGAGAUGCAUUUUCUGCUGUUCUUGGAUUGGAUGGGCAGCAUGUAAUAAUUUUUGGAGACAUUGAUAAAUCACAAGAUUCACUUUAUGUAUUAGAUUUAAUAAAAUACGAAUGGUACAUUCCAAAAAUUUUUGGGAAAAUUCCAAGUUCCAGACAUUGGCAUGAGGCAAACGUAAUUGGAAAAUAUAUGGUUAUAUCAUUUG